GUGUGUGUGUGUGUGUGUGUGUAUUAUGCGCCGCAUUCGAAACUUUCACUUUCGCUUUAAUCGGCUUUUUUUGGAGCGUCGACAUGUUUGAAAGCGAUGUGUUCAGGAUGCAGUAAAGCCGAGAAGGGACGCAGUGUGAGAGCAGCUCGAGCCCAGUCAUCCGACAGCUUGUGUACACUUGGCCAUGAUGGAGAUGAACAAGAAUGGUGCAUCACAAUGAACCUCCUGAUCCUUCUGCCCCACCACAAGAAGCUGUUCCGGUUGCCGUGACCGCUGAUAUUCCGACUCCUCAGACUCAUCUGGAUACUGUGACUCAUCCGGCUCCUCGGACUCAUUUCCGGCCUUUCCGGGAUGUGGACGAGCGCUCCCUCGUGGCCAGCACAACACGUUUCCUGGGGAACAGUGGAUUUUACUGGGGUCCUCUGGACGUCGACGAAGCCCACGCUCGAUUGAUGUCUCUUCCCAUCGGCACCUUCCUAAUCCGGGACAGCAUGCAAACGGACGUCUUCUUCACGCUGAGCUAUCGCUCUGAGGACGGGCCCACCAGCGUCCGGGUCCUCCUUAAAAGCUGCGGGUUCGCCCUGGAUGGCAGUAAGCACGCUUUCCCAUGUCUGUUCGAACUGCUGAACUUUUACAUGAAGUCACCCAAGAGGAGUCUGAAGCAGCCGUACCGAGGCUCUGCACCACAGAAUCUUCAGGAGCUGUGCAGGAGAGCCGUAGUGAAAACCUACGGCAAGGAAAACCUCAACAAGCUCUCUGUGUCCACCGUGUUGAAAGAUUUCCUUCAGUUAUAUCCUUUCAGCAUUUGAUAAGAACAGAAGACUCUUGUAUAUUUUAAACAUAUGCAGAGUUUUAGUAAUGUUAUAGAUCACGAUGACUUGUUCAUUACGUUUCGUGAAUUUGUGGUACCAGCAUCUUUAAUGCACUACGUCAGGGAUUUGCCCUGAUAUUAUUCACCUGCCUGCUGUGCAGACAUUGUGGUGUUCAUAGACACAAGAUGUGUAGCUGUAUAAUGAUUAGUCUUUACUACCACUAUGCUGUAUAUAAUAUCACUGUACUGUCAAUUAUAAUGUAAUAUUAAUAAAUGAGAGAAGAUCA
Tachysurus vachellii is the source of this 1098-nucleotide messenger RNA. It is a transcript of the gene socs1b, whose product is annotated as suppressor of cytokine signaling 1b. Gene Ontology annotation, cellular component: phosphatidylinositol 3-kinase complex. The record is from RefSeq and is a predicted model, not a curated record. Lineage: Eukaryota; Metazoa; Chordata; Actinopteri; Siluriformes; Bagridae. Gene Ontology annotation, molecular function: 1-phosphatidylinositol-3-kinase regulator activity. Bases 204 to 809 code for a protein of 201 amino acids. Gene Ontology annotation, biological process: phosphatidylinositol phosphate biosynthetic process; intracellular signal transduction. The transcript has 2 exons.